Olea europaea var. sylvestris is the source of this 1840-nucleotide messenger RNA. RefSeq names its product inositol-pentakisphosphate 2-kinase-like. The transcript has 9 exons. The record is from RefSeq and is a predicted model, not a curated record. Gene Ontology annotation, biological process: inositol phosphate biosynthetic process. Gene Ontology annotation, cellular component: nucleus. Gene Ontology annotation, molecular function: ATP binding; inositol-1,3,4,5,6-pentakisphosphate 2-kinase activity. Lineage: Eukaryota; Viridiplantae; Streptophyta; Magnoliopsida; Lamiales; Oleaceae. Bases 373 to 1728 code for a protein of 451 amino acids.
UGCUUUAAGUCCAGAGACGUAUUUAUCAGGAUAACUAUUAAGGUCAAGAUCGCGGUGGGAUUGAUACUCCCAAUGCCACCAGAAAAAGGGACUGUAAAAGGUUAGAAGGCUGGUAAUCCACUCAGACGGUUGUUUCAUCUCCCAAACCAAUUUUCGUCCCCGAAUUCAACCCAAAUCCAAUCUGCUCCAGGACAAUGGUCAUCAAUCGACUGCAAUAAUUCUGGAAUUGGCUGAAUAAAAGACUACUACUUGAGGGCCCAACUUUAAAGAUCAACCUAGGUCUCAAAAUCUCAAGUCUGUCCUUGAAUUUACCUCACAGCACCACUAGUCAAACCAUCUCUCUCUCUCUUCCCCCAAGAAUUCUGGCAGUGGAUGGCGGUGAUGUUGCAAGCAAAAGACGCGCUGGAAUGGACUUAUAAAGGAGAAGGUGGAGUCAAUCUGGUUCUUGCUUAUUGUGGAAAAUCUCCUGAUUUUGUCGGAAAAGUUCUACGAAUACAAAAAGUUCCAAGGAAUGGAUCUGCAUACAAUGGUCAUUCUGCUCUUACCACGCAUGAAUGCCUCCUCUGGGGGGUACUUGAAGGCCUUGAUUCAGAACCUACGCGGGAAAUUAUAGAGCAACUAUAUGUGCAGCAAGUAAUGUGCCCGUUGUUAGGUUCCAAACAUGUUGAUGCUGGGAUUCGUGUUCUUGUGUCCAGAGAAUUUUUGGAGGCGGUUGAAAACAAAGUUCUUUGUCAGCGUCCUUCUCGGAGAGUUCAUGAUGCCAAAGUCAAUCCCCUAUGUGAUUCUGUGCUUUUGAUUACCGAUCAUUCAAUUUUCCCUCAUGUCUCAGGUAUUAUCAAAAACGACUUCUGCUUGUCUGUUGAGAUAAAGCCCAAAUGUGGAUUUCUUCCAAUUUUGGAAUUUAUAGCACCGGAAAAUGCUGUGAAGACAAGUAUUAGUCGUUUUGAAAUGUACCAGGCUCUGAAAAUGAAUCAAGGGAAGAUAUCACAUAUUAGUAAAUAUGAUCCACUGGAUUUGUUUUCUGGAUCAAAGGACAGAGUACAUAAUGCAAUGAAGUCCCUCUUGAUGACCCCUCAGAACAAUUUCCGGGUUUUCUUAAAUGGUUCGCUUAUUUUUGGAGGCUUGGGUGGUGCUGCAGACUGUACAACUUGUAUGGUUGACCAAGCAUUUGAUUAUGCACUGAAGCAAGUCAUUCGUGCUGAAGAUGGGAUGCACACAAAAUAUUUCCUUGAGCUUGUUACUGAGUCAGUUUACAAGUCAGGAUUAUUAAAUCGAGUUCUUGAAGUUCAGAAGCUUGAUAUUAUUGACAUUGAAGGGGCGAUUCAUUUAUAUUAUGAUAUUGUUUCUCAGCCUUGUAUGGUCUGCAGACAAAAAGGUGAAAAGGAAAGAUAUGCAUCUCUGCAUUCAAUUCCAAGGGAGCAAAGCUUAAAAAUUGUGAGGGACUAUUUGAUAUCUGCUACCGCCAAGGACUUAAGUAUGAUGAUUAGUUUCAAAUCCAGAGAAAAUGGGGACCUGGAGUCUUCAUGUAGCACGGUCUAUCUAAAAUCAACCAAUCAAAUUUUCGAUUACAAGGUAGCUUUUAUUGACCUGGACAUGAAACCGUUGAAGAAAAUGGAGUACUACUACCAGUUAGAUCAGCAGAUAGUCAGCUGCUAUGUCAAGAUGAAGAGAGCUGCCAAAGAAGUUGACAAUAGGGAGAGCAUCAAGGAAACUUCUCAAACUAAUUAAAUGUUGUGAAGUUGCUUCCUAUAUCAAACUGUAAUAUAAUGUUGGUAAUAUAGCCCCUGUUUUCAUCCUUCAACAAAUUAAAUUAUUAGUUAUAGUAACAUUCUUUACUACA